Molecule: messenger RNA, 1666 nt
Organism: Hippocampus comes (tiger tail seahorse)
Lineage: Eukaryota; Metazoa; Chordata; Actinopteri; Syngnathiformes; Syngnathidae
Exons: 16
Coding region: 245-1636 (463 amino acids)
Molecular function (GO): protein binding
Source: RefSeq, a predicted model, not a curated record
GUGUCGCAUUUCAUGGGAAGCUCUGAAAUGCAUACAACUGAAUAUAGUCUUUGAACGCACCACGCUAUCGUUGUCACUACUGAAAAUAGUCUUUGAACGCACCAUGUUAUCGUCGUCACCUUCGCCGUGUGCAAGAUGCCACCACAUUGCACAAAACGUUUCGAAUUCAAACUGCGAGAAUUUUGAGGUCCUUCGCGAUUCUUAAAUAGUCAUCGAACAUGAAACGGCGUUGGAGCGCGCGUAAAUGAAGUCUGAGGAAGGUUCGUUAGACGCACGACGCGGAAGUGGAGCUUCGAUCCCAGCUGAUCCGAAUAUGGCACCCAAAGAUCCACUUCUCAGCGCCCUCAAAGUGUGCUUGUUGAACCUGCAAUCUGAUGAUGGGCAGACGGUGACGGACAGCAGCCCUCACCUCACCUCUUGCUGCCAGCUUCUUGAGCUGGUCCUCAGGAAAGGACUCCAACAGCCAGUCCUCAAUCUGGUUCAUAGAGACUACUGGCAAUGUUUUGAACAGCUUCCCCGCAAAGAUACAUGUGGCAGGCUGUGUACUGUGGCGUGGGCUGUGGAACAGACUAAAACUUGCAGGAAGCUUAUCUCAGCUCAGGGCCGAGGCCGUUACCUGCUCAGAUUGGCUCUCAGCCGCAAGACCCUGCCACAGUUCGUCACUCACGUCCUACACACCCCCAGAGUCUUGGAGUGGUACAGCGAAACCUUCUCGAUCCUCAGGAAUGAAGAAUUUUUAGAACCUUUCAUGUCCCUGCUCUUGGUUCUCUCGCAAAUGGAGUUCAAACUGGACAUGGAGAAUUGUAGUUUCUUGGAUGAAAGCUGGCUUUUACCGGUGUGCGAGAUAUAUGAAGUGGUACCGUGUCGACAGGUGGGAAUGGUCUUGAGCUACCUCAAUGGGCGCGUCUUCCUCCUGGACAUGGUAUCUGGCGGCCAGGCGCAUGUUGACCAGUUUAUCAGCCGCGGUGACGUCAUUGACGAGAUCAAUGGCAUCUGUCUGAGGAAUUCCAGAAACGGACAGGCAGGUGUGGUGCUGUCACGGCUGAAAGGCUGCUUCCUGUCCAUCCGUGUUGUGCGUUGGCGAGCCCGGGACGGAACGGUGUAUCGUCCUCUGGUCAAACUGCUGCGCGCUUUGAGGAUAGAGAAUCCGUGGCUGCAACUUGGUCCCGCUCCCUGUCAACAGCCUGCUGCUAAUGACCAGAGAACACCACCUCCAACACAAUGUCUCGUGGAGGGAAGGAUUGCGUACAUUGUCCAGUUCUUGGGGGACAAAAACAUUGGAGUGUUUGGAACCAAAAAGGUGUUGCCGCAUGCAAUUUCACACGUGUUGCAGCAAAACCAGCCAAGCAAGGAAGUGCUUUUAGAUUUGCAGGAAACGCACGUCACGUGUACGGAGAGCAGCAGUAAUCUGAUGGUGUGUCAACAUCACUAUCCAGAUAUAUCGUGUGUUGGGAGGUACCCUCAGCCAGAUUACACGAUAUUGGGCUUCUGUGUCGUAAACAGACCAGCAGAAAUUCCAUCCAGGUCCCCGACCAACUUCAACUGUGUGGUGCUCAAAGCUGCCAGCAGUAAGGAAUGCGACGACAUCAUUUGCCGCAUAGCCACCGGUUUCAGACAUACAGAGUGGUUUGUAUGAUGUGUAAAUAAACAAGUCAAAACUCAAAAA